AUGAAUGAACGUUUAUCCGAAAAAAGACAUAAUUGGUAUCCAACAAGUAAACAUUGGUUCAUACCAGGUUAUCCACCAUAUCCAUAUAACAACCAAUUCGGCUACUCUGCACCACCGCUUCCAUAUGGCUAUCCCAGUUGGUUUGGUACUCCUGCUGCCUUCCAAUAUGGAGCUCCAUGGCUUUCUCCGCACGAUUCGUAUGUGCUCAUGGCUUAUAGUGGUCAAUCUUUUGCUCCACUCUCAAGUGAUUAUUAUUUUAAGCCGUUGCCCGGUGCUAAUCGUCGUCAACAAUGA
Rotaria sordida is the source of this 294-nucleotide messenger RNA. The record is from the annotation of a GenBank genome assembly. NCBI's taxonomy places the organism in Eukaryota, Metazoa, Rotifera, Eurotatoria, Philodinida, Philodinidae.